AUGGAUAGAAAUCCACUCCAGAAGAGACGAAAGAUGUUUGAUAACAAUAAAAAGAAAGUGUAUGAUAGUAUGAGACUAAAUUACUUGGUUUGGGUACUUGUGUUGGAGCCAAAUACGUGUUUAAGGGGUCAAGUCAGAUGCAUUGUCCAAAUGUUAAGGCACAAUAAGUCAACAGAAGAAAUGUUGACUCGGAUGCCAGCAAGAGCUACUAUUGACAUCAAACAAUCAUUGAUGAUCUUCAGAAUACCUGGGAAUCAAUUCUGGAAAACUGCUGCAUCAAGUGAUGGAGGAUCACUUGAAGCACUUGAGGAAAUAUUACAUGAGCAAUCCGUGAGGGUGGAAACACAAUCUGCAAAGAUUCUGGAUCAAUCAAGAAAGAUUAAUGAUAUGCUAGUUGUGAUGAUGGAGAUGAAGAAUCAAUGGAAGGAUUCAACUGCUACAGGUUCUAAGAGUGGAGGUAAUCACGAAAUUAACUCAUCACAGAAAUCUUUAGGAUAUAAUCCAAAGUUGUCAUUUCCUAAAUUUGAUGGCACUAAUUGCAGAAUUUGGAUUAGGAAAUGUAGCAAGUAUUUUAGCUUGUGUAAAAUUGCUGAUGAUCAAAAAGUUUAUUUGGCUUCUUUAAACAUGGUUGAUAAGGCUGAGAGUUGGGUCAGUAGCUAUUUGUCUGCUAGGGGUAAUGUGGAAUGGCAUGAAUUUUGUCUUGACUUGGCUGCUAGAUUUAAAGAUACUAGAGGUACCAAUUCUGUAGAGAAGUUUAACAAGAUGACACAAACUGAUUCAAUUGAGACCUAUCUAGAUGAGUUUGAAGACUUGAAAUCUGGUGUACUUAAGACCCAUCAUAACUUGCCUGAAGAAUUUAUAUUAGACAACUUUAUUGGGGGUCUUGAUCCUGUGGUUAAACCCUUCGUGAAAGCUUUCAAACCCAAUACCAUAGCUGAAGCUGUGGAGUUUGCAAGACUUCAAGAAGAACAGAACUUAGCUACAACCUGUAAACCAACCAAAACACACUCAUAUUCACAAAAUUUCAAAGCUAUACAAGCUGUUCCUUUGAACACCAGUAAACCAGCCUUGUUUCCCACACCAUCUACAAAACCUAUGCCAUUACCUGUUACCAAAUUUCACAACAAACCCAACAGAAACUUUAGGCAUGUGCCAGCUGAUGUGAGAGCUGAGAAAAUAGCCAAAGGCCUUUGUUAUUACUGUGAUCAACACUAUGAUAGGAAUCACAAGUGUCGAUUCAAGGAACCCCAGUUGUUUACUGUGGAAAUUGCUGGCAGUAAUGAAGAUAAAACUGAUAGUACUAGUGAUUUGGAAGCUAAUACAGAUGAAGAUGAUGAAGUAAAUGAACCAGUGUUGUCACUUAAUGCAUUGUCCGGCAACCAGAACUUUCAAACUAUGAGAGUUAAGGGAUUGAAGGGGUCUAAAGUAUUUCAUAUCUUAGUGGAUUCAAGAAGUACUCACAACUUCUUGGAUUUGGAUUUAGGUAGGAAAAUGGGAUGUUCAAUUGAAAGCAUUCCUGCUCAAUAUGUUACAGUGGCUGAUGGUAAUCACCUCAAAUGUCAACAUGUCUGUAAAGGGGUUAAAUGGGAAAUGCAAGGUAAAAUGUUAAUGGAAGAUGUUAUGUUGAUUUGUCUAGGAGAUUGUGACAUGGUUUUGGGGGUACAAUGGUUAGCCACAUUGGGGCCUAUAUGUUGGGAUUUCAAAGAAUUAAAAAUGGUGUUUACUCAAGGGGGUGAUCAGUUUGUGUUGAAGGGGGUCCAUCCACAGAAAGUCAAGUUGUUAGAAGGUCCACCUACUGUGAAACUCAUAGAGAAUGCAGUUCAACUGUGUUUGCUACAAGUCAGCUGGGAUGUGUCCUUUCAAGAGAUAAGAGUGAAUAAUGCAUUGGCUGCACCAGUGGGUGUUUUUGAUCAUACCAUUCCCCUUGAACCAAAUGCAAGACCAGUAAAUAUAAGACCAUAUAGGUAUCCACUCAAACAAAGGGAUAUAAUUGAGCAAUUGGUCCAAGAAAUGCUGGACAGGGGUAUCAUUCAUAACAGUUCAAGUCCCUUUGCAUCCCCUGUGGUUCUGCUAAUUGAUGAACUAGCAGGUGCUACUGUGUUUAGCAAGUUAGACUUAAGGGCUAGUUAUCAUCAAUUAAGAGUGCAUGAUGAUGAUGUACACAAAACUGCUUUUAAACCCAUUCUGGCCAUUUUGAAUUCCUUCAAAACCAUGGAAGAUCAUUGGCAACAUCUAACUCAAGUGUUUGAACUCAUGAGGCAGAAUAUGAUGUUUGCCAAGGGCAGCAAGUGCAGCUUUGCUAUGGAAAGAGUGGAGUAUUUAGGCCAUUAUAUUUUAGCUAAAGGAGUUGGAACUGAUCCACACAAAAUAUCUGCAGUGGACAGUUGGCCAAUCCCAUCUAGUGUAAAGGAGUUAAGAAGCUUUUUGGGCUUAGCAGGAUAUUACAGGAAUCCUAACUUAUCUAAGGUUUUUGUUGUUGAGACUGAUGCCUCAUGUAAGGGUAUUGGUGCAGUUUUGAUGCAAGAUAAUCAUCCAUUAGCAUAUAUCAGCAGGACAUUGGGUCCCAAAUGGCAAAAGCUUUCUGUUUAUGAGAAAGAGUUGUUGGCAAUAGUUUUUGCAGUUCAAAAGUGGGAGCAGUAUUUGAUGAGCACUCAUUUUGUGAUUAAAACUGAUCAAAAGAGCUUGAAAUGGCUUUUACAGCAGAAGUACAAGAGUGGUAAAGAGAAUGUAGCUGCAGAUGCUUUGUCUAGGGUUCAAGGGUCAUCAAUUCUGUGUAUGGCAAUUUCAGUGGUUAAUUCGGAUUUGAAUGAAUUGAUCAAGGCAAUCUAUUCACUGGAUGACAGUUUAAUUGCAACCCUUGCAUCACUCCAGCAACCUCAUACAUUGACAGUGGAUAAUUUUACCUUAGUGGAUGGGUUGUUGAGAAGAAAACACAAGCUGGUGGUGGGUCCAGACAUUAAUUUAAGAACUAAAAUCAACACUUGGUUGCAUUCAGAACCUGAGAGUGGACAUUCUGGCAGGGAUUUGACUUUGAGAAGGGUCAAGAAUCUGUUCUAUUGGAAAGGACUAACAAAAGAUGUGAGGCAAUUUGUUAAGUCCUGUAAAGUUUGUCAAACAGCAAAGUAUGACACAUCUGCAUACCCAGGUUUACUGCAACCUUUACCUAUCCCUGAAGCUGUUUGGGUUGAUAUUUCUAUGGAUUUUAUCACUGGGUUGCCUAAAUCAGGAGGAAAAGAAGUCAUUUUUGUUGUAGUGGACAUAUUAAGCAAAUACAGCCAUUUCAUGUCUCUCUCACCCUUUCACUGCAGUCCAAGUGGCUCAAUCUUACUUAGAUCAUGUGUUCAAGUUGCAUGGUUGGCCUAG
Molecule: messenger RNA, 3363 nt
Organism: Spinacia oleracea (spinach)
Lineage: Eukaryota; Viridiplantae; Streptophyta; Magnoliopsida; Caryophyllales; Amaranthaceae
Exons: 9
Coding region: 1-3363 (1120 amino acids)
Source: RefSeq, a predicted model, not a curated record